AUGUCUCGAUUGAGGUGGUUGCGCAAGAUUGCAGCGCGUCCAAUCCCUGUGCAACGGGUUGCUGCUCUAAAUAUGGCUAUUGCGGGACGGGACAGGACCAUUGCGGACCCGAUGUCUGCGUUGCCAAUUGCAACUAUGAAGCCACUACCCAAUGUAGUGCAAACAAGCCCUGUGCAAUCGGCUGCUGUUCCAAAUUCGGGGUUUGUGGUUUUGGACCUGACUAUUGCGGCAAGGAAUCAUGUGUCUCGUCCUGCGAAAGGAAGGCAGAGUGUGAUCCAGGAACUUGGGUACGGUUUCUGCGGCACGACGCAGGAGUUCUGCGGCAAUAGGAAAGUCACUAGGCCGUCAUGCGAUGAUGGCAACAGCCUUUCCCGUGUCGUAGGAUAUUACGAAGGCUGGGCAACAAGCAGACCCUGCCACGCGAUUUGGCCAGAGCAGAUUCCCAGAGGCAUCUAUACGCACCUUAACUACGCAUUCGCAACCAUCAAUCCAGAAACAUACGAAGCAAAUCUGAAAGUCAACAUAGCCAUUGGUGGUUGGAGUUUCAAUGAUCCAGGCCCGACUGCGUCUGUCUUUUCUGACCUAGCAGCCUCGGAGGACAAGCAGAGGAAGUUUUUCAGAUCUCUGGCCUCCUUCAUGUCGACCUAUGGGUUUGACGGCGUAGACAUUGACUGGGAAUAUCCAGUGGAUGUGGAUCGCGGUGGCCGUCCAGCAGACUUUGUGAAUUUUCCGAAAUUCAUGGCAAACCUGAAAAGCGCGCUGCAGGGUACUUCGACCGGUGCAGAGAUCAGCCUGACUCUGCCAACAUCCUACUGGUACUUGCAGCAUUUUGAUAUCAAGGAGCUAGCCAAACACGUCGACUAUUUCAACUACAUGUCUUACGACCUUCACGGCACCUGGGAUAAAGGCAUGUUGCAGCCCUAUCGACCCUACCGGAAUAAGUGGACCGGUGAAUAUCUGGAUGCGCAUACAAAUCUGACCGAAAUCACUGCAGCAAUGGACCUACUUUGGAGAAAUCAAAUUAGUCCGGACAAGGUCGUUUUAGGGCUAGCUUUCUACAGCCGUGCAUUUACCGUUCAAAGCACCAACUGCAGGUCCCCAGGAUGUCUUUUCGCAUCUGGUUCCGACGCUGGACCAUGCAGCGGGCAGACCGGUGUGCUGCUCAACAGUGAGAUUGACGACAUCCGAGCCAGCAAAAGUCUCAACCCCACAUUGGACAAGGAUGCUGCGGUUCAGUUGCUUUCCUGGGAUAACCAGUGGGCGUCGUAUGACGAUGAUGCAACCUUUGAGCUCAAGAUGGAGUUUGCCCGCAAGACAUGCCUGGGCGGUAUCAUGGUAUGGGCUGUCAGUCAUGACACAUUUAACGGGACGUACUCCAGAGCAUUGUCGGGGGCGGUCCCACAUUAUCAGCCAGCGUCUUUUGUCGUAGUCGACAGCAGUGUUACGCCCAACGGUCUUACAGUAUAUACCGAAGAGAAGCAGAGGCAGUGCAAGUGGACUAAUUGCGGGCAAACCUGCACUGGUGAUUAUGUCGCAGUCAAGCGUUCGGACCCAGGAUAUCGAGGUGAUGAGCUGAUGAUCGAGGGCACUACGUGUCUCGGUGGCACCGUACAUACCCUCUGCUGUCCUAAAGAACGUGUACCCCGCUGUGGUUGGUAUACACACAAUAACGGAAACUGCGACCCGACCUGUCCACGCGGUAUGUUCGAAAUCGGGUCCCUUACAGGAACGCUCUGCAGCAAGGGGAAGUAUCAGGCUGCAUGCUGUGAGAGCGGAAAGGACUCAACUGAGCUGUACAGCACGUUGCAAUGGUCCAAUUUUCCGGACUGCGCUGCUGGGAAAUGUCCAGUUGUGCAGGAUCGUAAAACUGAGACACUGGCGCUCGCCAGCUCAGGAAGCGGCGACAGUUGGUGCAAGCUUACCUUCAACGACACGCUGCAACGUGUCAAACAAGAAGAGCGGAAGCUAUGCUACGACUCGAGCAACAAAAAGAAGACCUGGGGUAACUGUGCUUGGUACCGGUCGGUCGAUUCCCCUCCUGCGGGCCAACCGUCCACGUUCUGUAUGAAUUCUUGCCCCGCAGACAAGGUCCGGCUUGCAACGUACGAUACGGAUGAGACCUGCUCGCACGGUAUACGUGCGUUUUGUUGCGAUGACAAUUACUACACCACCACGGGGCGAACGAACCCGGAGAUGCAAGAGUUCGCAGAUGCCCUCAAAAUUUACCUGGUGAAUGGAGUGUGUCCGCUGGGCUCAGGGGGGCCAGACGACCAAUCCAACACAAUGGUUAUGAGAGAUAUCUUGAUCACAGAUUGGGAUAGAGCCAGCCUGGAUGGAGCGAGCUUGGUGGCCUCUCCUAUUGUGCAAAGAGAUGUCGAUGACGGCUAUAAAAAACUGCAGCUGUUGAUUCCCAUAUUGACGGUGCUCUUGAAAACCGACGAGAACUCGAUGAAUGCGAAGGAAACGCUCGAGGCUGGCGACUGGAAUAACUGGGCAAAAUCCAAUAACUACCUCGGUCUGGAGCUGAAGUUCCUUAGGCCCUAUGUCCUAGGAUUGAAGAUUUGGUACGAUUUGGGCGCUGAAUUCGUUGCGCAGAACAUUCUGUGCCGACCUGGAGCGUGGAGCGCUAUGGCUAAAAACCAGAAUCCAGCCAUGUGUCUGGGCGAUCCCUGCGAUGAAGGUGCUGAUCCUGAUCUAUGCCGGACUGAGGAACUGGAGGGUAAUGCUGACGAUAGCGAUGAUCCGGACUUGACCGAAAGAUCUGUUGGUGUUCUUGACAAACGCGCCAGUCCCAAGACAUACAGGGUCUGGUGUGCUGCAUCCGGGACUUAUGUCUCGGACUUGAAGAUCUUGCCACGUCCUUACCCAAGCGCCGGGAAAUGGAAAUCAACCGACACUCAGUUUCAACGGGCGCGAGCUUACCAGGUUCGAGCCGACUGCGCAAACCCCCUGGUGGACCCGAUGAUCAAGACUGGUGACUUCUUUGAUACCGAGCAUGUGCUCGAGCUUCAGCUUAUUCCUCUUUUCUUUGAGUAUGCAACUGGAGCAACACUGGCCUCCGGCAAAGUGCCAAAUUUCCAUCCUAUCGAUUGCACUUUUUUUCUGGCUACCACCACAAACGGCCUGUAUUCGAACAUCCUUCGUACUAACAGCCCGCUUUAUUCCUCCGAUCCUUUUCAAAAGAGCAGUCAGCCAGCAUGGCGAAUCAUGGCGGCCCUUGGCACCAAGACGAACAAGGAAAAUUUCUACCUGCUCGAGAAGCCAGUCAACGGGAUGAAAGCACGGAUCAUGGGUAACAAGAACCUUGUUGCAGCGAACAAGUGGGCCACUUUUGUCCAUGAUACGACUUUACCUGGGAUACCGCUCAAAUUAAUCAAGGCCGCCAUUGCCGUUUGGCAUUAUCUGAACGACGAAGAGGUCUCUGAUUCCUUUGUGGAAAUUGUGUCGAAUCUACGCAAGGUUUUCCGGGAAGUAGAUAGGGAGUAUAAUGGAGGGACAAGCCUCUUCGUCGCGGCCUGGGAUGAAUGGUGGCAUGAUUACAUGCAAUUCCAGCUUAAACGUUCAUAUGACUGGAUCCAUGAAAAGAUCAGCGAGAUGCGAGAAGUGUGGGAGGGCCAACCUGACCAGAACCCAGUGAAACCAUUGGUACUGGGCAGCCUUGACCAGCUAUCGGGGUACGCAUUUUCCAUUGUUCAUCAUGACCAUACAAUCUUUCCCUGA
Molecule: messenger RNA, 3720 nt
Organism: Aspergillus lentulus
Lineage: Eukaryota; Fungi; Ascomycota; Eurotiomycetes; Eurotiales; Aspergillaceae
Source: RefSeq, a predicted model, not a curated record